AGAAAACUGAUUUCCAAACGAAAGUGAUAAACUGUAUUAAGAUCUUUACUUAAUGACGUUAAGGCGUAAAAACGAAAUACGUUGAUCCGAAUAUUUGCUAAGAUGGCUGCUUGCACUUCCGGUGUAAUGGUGAGAUAGUCAUAAAAUAUUUCCCCUUAAAAAAUUUAAUUUGGAGCAGUUAACAGGUAAGAGAAGAAAUUGGAAGAUUUUAAGAUAUGCCGAGGAGACUCAAUUGCACUAGAAAUGCUCAGAGAUUGAUGUUUUCCGAUUCUAAGAGAUCGCGGAUGGUUAUUCAAGGUCACCGGAAGCUGGAACUACUUUAAUUUUCAUUUUCAAAAAAAAUAUUUUCUUCAAAAAAAUCAUCAUAUGUGAUGAUUCCAUUGGAUUUCGAUAAAAAAGACUGCUAAAAUGGAAAGGACGACACAAAGCUCAGAUUAUCUCAUCUACAUUAUUGACAUUAUACUUAGGGUUCCACCACUCUUCAUUCUACAUUCAAUUUUGAAUAAAAGUUUUCUGGUUCCCUUGAUCCCAGAAAACAUAAGCUUUUUUGGACCUACAUUCAUCAUUUGGGUGCUGAUUAUCCUGUCAUUUUUCUGCGCGGCAAUGGUGAUGUUAGUGCUAUCUACAAAUCAAUUAAUUGAAGUAUAUCUUUUCCUUGGAGCCGCAGGACUUCUGAUAGUUUCUUAUUAUUGGAACAAAUAUUACAUCACAACAGAAGUUCAGCAGAUGACUUCAAAGCACGAUGACUUUAAUUCUUCUAAAAUAUUGGAUGCUUCAGACUCAGAGGUCAAAAAAGGAGACAUGGGAGCCUUAGCGACAAACACAUUUUUGCAGAUCUCAAUUGGAUACAUGUUCAACAUGUUAGGCUCCCCAGCUAGGGACUUGGAUAGGCAAAAUCGCUUUCAAUAUCUCUUAAUGAUAUUAAGCCGAGUGUCUAUACUGUUUUCACUCAUGUUUCCAUCUUUAAUAUGCUUGACAGAUCCAUCAGUUAAAGUACUUUGGGUAACUCCAGUUAUAUCAGUUAUCAUCCCGAUCAUACAACUACAUUGGAAUAUCAUAUGGAACUACAAGAGGUUAUACUGGGUAUUCAAGAGAGGAUAUCUUAGUACCAAACACAUGUUGCAAUUAUUUGGACUUCAGACAUUGGUUGAAUCAGAAUGGACUAGGCUUCAUGUUCCCCAAGUUUUACAAGUGUAUUGGAUUACAAGUGUAGGGCACCAAGCUGUUGCACUGACGAUAAGCACAUUAAAUACAAACUAUGAUAUAUCAGGCUUAUACUGGGUCAGCCUCGAUGAUGUUUUUAUCAUUGUUAAGACGCUGUUAGUGAAAAUGUGUGAGACGUUCAUUUCAUUGAUCGCAACUACAAGCAUGGUGUCUGUGAUAACACAUUAUAUAGGGAUUGUUAUGUCAUAUUUAGUGAUGUCAGACAAUGAAGAAGAUAGAAACAUGGGCACGGUUUCUGCAAUAUUAUUUCUUAUUCUUGCCCUACAGACAGGACUGACCAGUCUUAGUUUCGAUGACAGAUUAACAAGACUUUACAGGAAUAUAUGUCUGCUAUCUACGGCUAUUCUUCAUUUUAUACAUAGCAUGUGCAAUCCAUUGUUAAUGACUCUAAGUGCAUCUAGGAGUAUGAACAUUCAGCGUCAUGUUAGAGUUCUACUUAUGUGUGUUGCUUUAAUAACCUUACCAGCACUUCUGUUGUAUUGUCUUUGGAGCAUUCACAGCAUCAGCACCUGGUUGUUAGCCGUCUCUGCCUUUAGCAUAGAGGUCAUCAUCAAGGUGCUGAUAUCAUUGCUCAUUUAUACCCUCUUCAUGAUAGAUGCUUACAUGAUAGAUGACUCCCUCUGGGAAUCCUUAGACGAUUAUGUGUAUUAUAUAAAAUCAACCGGAAACACUAUUGAGUUCAUAUUUGGCAUAUUUCUAUUUUGCAAUGGUGCAUGGAUCAUGAUGUUUGAAUCCGGGGGAACAAUUCGAGCAUUCAUGAUGUGUAUACAUGCUUAUUUUAACAUAUGGGUGCAAGCCAAAGAAGGGUGGAAAAUUUUCAUGAAAAGAAGGACUGCUGUUCAUAAGAUUAACAUGCUUCCUGAAGCCAGUGAAGAGCAACUUGACUCAUAUAAUGAUGUGUGUGCUAUAUGCUAUCAGGAGCUCACAACAGCCAGAAUCACUAAAUGCCAGCACUAUUUUCAUGGCGUAUGUUUACGUAAGUGGUUAUAUGGUCAUGAUAACUGUCCCAUGUGUCAUAAAAUGAUAUAUGAAGAACAAACUGAACAGAAUGAACGUGUAGAGGAGAAUGAACACCUUUUACCUAAUGGUUUGAGACAUGAACAUCAGGAUUAAAUGAAUUAACAUAUUACUGGUCAUGGAUGUGACAUGCAUUUUAUGUACAUAUUGCUGGUCAUUGAUGUGACAUGCAUUGAAUGUACAUAUUCCUGGUCAUAUGACAUAUAUGUGACAUGCAUUGGAUGUGCAUAUUGCUAGUCUAAGUCAUGGAUGUGACAUGGAUUUUAUGUACAUAUUGAAUUGCUGGUCAUGGAUGUGACAUGGAUUUGAUAUACCUAUUGCUGGUCAUGGAUGUGACAUGCAUUUAAUGCACAUAUUGCUUGUCAUGGAUGUGACAUGCUUCAAAUGUACAUAUUGCUAGUCAUGGAUGUGACAUGCAUUAAAUGUACAUAUUGCUAGUCAUGGAUGUGACAUGCAUUUAAUGCACAUAUUGCUGGUCAUGGAUGUGACA
Messenger RNA from Owenia fusiformis, 2731 nucleotides. The record is from the annotation of a GenBank genome assembly. NCBI's taxonomy places the organism in Eukaryota, Metazoa, Annelida, Polychaeta, Sabellida, Oweniidae.